AUGGCCCAAUUCGCUAAGGUAUCGAAGUUAUUACAUGAUUCUGAGAAGUGGCAGAAAUUUUCUCUUUCGGCACCUGAGGAUGGCAAUGGAUGUGUCUUAAUAUUUGCUGCUCUUUUAGAAGAGCAGAACUUCUAUCAAAAAAGGCGUUGUAGGGAUUCCAUUUUACAAGGGGAAACAUAUGUUAUGGAAAUUUUAAACGGCCAUAGAGAAAGAUGUUAUGAAAAUUUUAAGAUGUACCCUGAAGUUUUUAGAAUAUUGUGUAGUACCCUGAAAGGUAUAGGGCUGAAGGAUUCUAAAUUUUUAACUGUUUAUGAACAAGUGGCAAUCUUUUUGCUCACUUUAUCUCAUAAUCAAAGGAAUCGUGUUGUAGCAGAGAGAUUUCAACACUCCACUGAAACCAUUUCUAGACACUUCCAUGUUGUGUUGCAUGCAGUAUGUCAGUUGGGCACCCAUAUCAUUACCCCUCCUAAUUUUUCUGUGAUUCCGAAUAAGAUUAGAGAGUCUUCUAGGUUUUACCCUUACUUCAGGCAUUGUGUGGGAGCUAUAGAUGGAACCCACAUUCCUGUAACUCUGCCAGCAAGUACACAACUUCCAUUUCGUGGUAGAAAGGGUUAUACCACACAAAAUGUAAUGGCUGUAUGUGACUUUGACAUGAGGUUCACAUAUGUGCUAGCUGGGUGGGAAGGCUCAGCUAAUGAUUCGAGAAUCCUAAAUGAGUGUACUGAAAAUGAGGCAAUGAACUUUCUAGCUCCACCAGCAGGUAAGUAUUAUUUGGUGGACUCAGGGUAUGCCAAUAAGCCUGGUUAUUUGGCCCCAUUUCGAGGUCAUACUUACCACUUUCAGGAAUACCGUAGGACUAGACAACCUCGUGGUCGGGAGGAAGUGUUCAAUCAUAGGCAUUCAUCUUUGAGAGAUAUAAUUGAGCGAUGCUUUGGGUUAUUGAAGAUGAGAUUCGCUAUUUUGAGGGCAAUGCCUCCUUAUAAGUUUUCAACACAAGUAUUGAUUGUAAUGGCUUGUUGCACAUUACAUAAUUUUAUCAAAAAUCAGCAUCAGCCUAAUGACAUAUUUGAUGGUAAUGAUCCUCCUCAAAGUGAUGGUGAAGAUGAUGAGAUUGUUGAGCAUGUGCCUUCGGCUCAGCUUCGAGAAAUGGAUCAAUUGCGUAAUACUAUUGCUGAUCAGAUUUGGAAUUCUCUUCAGCACUCUUGA
Cornus florida is the source of this 1206-nucleotide messenger RNA. RefSeq names its product protein ALP1-like. Lineage: Eukaryota; Viridiplantae; Streptophyta; Magnoliopsida; Cornales; Cornaceae. Bases 1 to 1206 code for a protein of 401 amino acids. The record is from RefSeq and is a predicted model, not a curated record. The transcript is spliced from 3 exons.